This is a messenger RNA of Pimephales promelas (fathead minnow), 2730 nucleotides long. It is a transcript of the gene pcdh2g14, whose product is annotated as protocadherin 2 gamma 14. The record is from RefSeq and is a predicted model, not a curated record. Gene Ontology annotation, biological process: homophilic cell-cell adhesion. Gene Ontology annotation, molecular function: calcium ion binding. NCBI's taxonomy places the organism in Eukaryota, Metazoa, Chordata, Actinopteri, Cypriniformes, Leuciscidae. Gene Ontology annotation, cellular component: plasma membrane.
AGAUGAGGGAUGGAUGGGGAGGGGAGUGCUGUAGGCGUGCAGAGAAAGAGAGAGAUGAAAAUAAAAAUCUAAGCCGACAGGAGCAGGCGUCAGUGCACAGCGUCUGCCCCACUGAGGAUCUCUUCAGAAUGCGCUUUUAUCCACAUUGUUUUUAUUAUUAAAAUGUAACCAUUAACAUUUUACAACAUGAUGUGUUUGUCAAGACGCGUAUUGGCACAUUUCUGGCUUCCGCUUUGCUUCUGCUUCGUUUGCGUGUGCGUUUCUCUCGCUGAAGUGCGUUAUUCGCUUCCAGAGGAGAUGCAGCAAGGCUCCGUAAUCGGCAACGUGGCCAGAGAUUUGGGAAUAGAUGUGACGGAGCUCGUGAGACGCAACGCUCGAGUUGUUGCUGAGGGGAGCCGACAGUUCUGCGAGCUGAGGCUAGAAACGGGCUCUCUGUUGGUGAGCGAGAGAAUGGACCGCGAGGAACUUUGCUCACAGUCUGCACCCUGCAUCCUGCAAUUUCAACUGCUUCUGGAGAACCCGCUCAAAGUGUACAGUCUCCUUUUAGACAUCCAGGACAUCAACGACAACAGCCCAGCGUUCGAUAACGGCCAGAUCGAGCUUGAGCUACUGGAGUCAACGGUCCUAGGGAGGCGUUUUCCACUUGAGAGUGCUCACGAUCCUGACAUAGGAGCUAAUUCUGUUCAGCACUAUCAACUCAGCGGGAGUGAAUACUUUGCUUUAGAGAUGAAUACUCAAUAUCCCGAAUUGGUGCUCAAAAAGCCUUUGGAUCGAGAAAACCAGGCGGAUCACUUUCUGACCCUAAGCGGAGUGGAUGGAGGCCGGCCGGCUCGUUCCGGAGCGGCUUCGAUUCACAUUCACGUGUUAGACGCUAAUGAUAACGUCCCUGUGUUUAGUCAAAGGGUGUAUAAAGUCAGCGCACAAGAAAAUUCAGCUCAAGGUUCUGUGGUGGUUAAAUUAAACGCGACCGAUUUGGACAGCGGGAUUUACGGGGACGUUAGCUACUCUUUCAGUCACGUGCCUGAUAAGACCCGAGGGAUUUUUGAGGUUGACCCUGUGACUGGAGAGGUGAGGGUCAUGGGCGCGUUGGAUCACGAAGAGGCCAGUUCUCAUGAGCUGGAUGUUCAAGCCAAAGACGGAGGAGGACAGUCAUCUCACUGUAAACUCAUCAUAGAUGUGAUCGAUGUGAAUGACAAUGCACCUGUUAUUGCAGUUAAAUCAAACUCUGCGACUGUGCCAGAAAACGCUUCACCUGGAACCAUGGUGGCUUUGCUAAACGUCUAUGACCUUGAUACCGGCACCAGUGGCCGGGUCACUUGUGAGAUAUCAGAUGUGCCGUUUAAGCUCGUUUCAGAAGUCAAGAAUUACUUCAUGCUUGUGAUUGAUGGAGUUUUAGACCGGGAAAAGCGUCCACACUAUAACAUAACCGUGACUGCUGUGGAUGCUGGAACCCCCCCUUUAUUCAGCAGCAAAACUGUAGCCAUAACAGUCACAGACGUGAACGAUAAUCCUCCUAUUUUUAGACACAGUGACUACAGCAUCCAGUUUGCAGAAAACCAGCCUCAGGGAACCCCAGUCACUAAAGUCACAGCUGACGAUGCAGAUGAAGGGCAGAACGCUAGAAUCCUGUAUUCUCUCGCAGAAGACGCAGCUUCUCAUUUCUCCAUUAACGCAGAGACCGGUGAGAUAUUUACCCGACAGCCCUUUGAUUACGAAACGUCCACUCGCUUCAAUAUUCCAGUGAUGGCACGAGACGGAGGCAGCCCUCCGUUCACCAGCACAUGCACCGUCCAGGUCUUCAUUGCGGAUCAGAACGACAAUUCUCCGGUCGUUCUUUACCCAGUUCAGUUUGAUGGACACCUUGCGGAUGACAUUGUCCCUCGAGCUGCUCCUGCAGGUUAUCUGGUCACUAAAGUGGUCGCUGUUGAUGCCGACGCAGGGCACAACGCAUGGCUGUCCUAUCGAGUCUUGAAAGCCACGCAGUCUAAUUUGUUUUCUGUUGGACUGCAUUGUGGGGAAAUUCGGACACUGAGGCCAUUUGCAGAAGAUGAUGAGAUCAGACAAACCUUACUAGUCUCUGUGAGUGAUAACGGGCGUGAGUGUUUGUCUGCCACUGCAACUGUUAAUAUUAUGAUUGAAGAUGGCUUGCCUGUCAUCGAUGAGCUCUUUGCACGUGGCGUGGAAGAGUCACAUGCGCACAGGGAGCUUAUUCUGUAUUUAAUACUGGCUUUGGCUGGCGUGUCCAGUCUGUUCUUUGUGCUCAUCAUUGCUAUGGUCUAUUUGAAGUUAUGUAGACACAGAUACAUGUAUCGCUCGACCGCACACUUACCCGUUUUUCCUCCUACCUACGGACCGCCUGGGUACUCCGACGUGAGCCGCUUUAAUACUUUGCAGAAGGAUGAUCGAUAUAAUUCAUUCUUGACCACAGGCUCGUGGAGAGGGGAUUUUAGAUUCGGCUCUGACUUUGUUGAUUUUGACAUGAGGAAUAAGAGCGGGACGUCCGGGCAUGUGGGCGGACGCAGCACUGCACGUGCAACGCUAUUAGUGCCACAUCAGUUCUAACCCAGAUGGUUUGACCCUGACAAUCAUGCAGAAAAUCCUUUAGAAAAAGGCUUUAUUCAAGCAAAUGACACAUGUUCGUCGUUUCAUGAAAACACAGUACAGUGAAUCCUUCACUUUUGUUUUAGGUCCUUUUGUGUUUUGAUUCUGCAUGUGGCAAGAUAUUGACAU